This is a messenger RNA of Gambusia affinis (western mosquitofish), 5286 nucleotides long. RefSeq names its product zinc finger protein 365 (gene znf365). Bases 449 to 1777 code for a protein of 442 amino acids. Gene Ontology annotation, cellular component: centriolar satellite. NCBI's taxonomy places the organism in Eukaryota, Metazoa, Chordata, Actinopteri, Cyprinodontiformes, Poeciliidae. Gene Ontology annotation, biological process: regulation of double-strand break repair via homologous recombination; telomere maintenance; regulation of DNA strand resection involved in replication fork processing. The record is from RefSeq and is a predicted model, not a curated record. The transcript is spliced from 6 exons.
GUUUCUGCGUUUAUGUAGCACUGCGAUUUUAAUCUGGCGAGAUAUUGUUCAGAUUAUUAAAGAUUUUUCUGUUCUAAGCAGAAACAGUGACAGUCAGCUUGGUUUUAUUCUGAAAAGCCCAGCCGGAAGUGUGUUGGCAGCAGCAUCGCCAGCUUGUUGAUGAUGACAUCAUGGAGGUCCGUCUCUGUCUGCGACAUGACUCCUUCAGCCGGAGACGCUCCGCCAGCCGCUCCGCCUAAACCCGUUCCGGUCGGAGAGAAGGAGCCGCUGGACGAGCUGGUUCUGGUUCUGGUUCCGGUCCGGGCCGGCGUUACUGGGUCACAGCUAGCUGCCGCCAGCCGGGGCAGAACAGACUGAGAGGACGGACUGACCUGUUGGAGCCGGAGAAUUAAACCCAGAUUAAACGGAACCAUGCUGGCCCGGUUCGGCUGAUGUUCUGAGUGGAGAGAUGCAGCAGAAGUUGUGCUCCAGAGGUUCUGGCUCCUUCCUGUUGGAGAGGAACGGUCAGGCCUGCGGCGCCCUCCCGGACUCCGUCACUUCCUGUGAGCUCCCGUUCCGAUGCCCCCGAUGCGGCGAGCAGCAGCGGUUCCGCAGCCUGGCCUCGCUGCGGGCCCACCUGGAGUACCGCCACUCCUACCGCUCUCCGGACGUGGUUUCUGGAGACUUCAGCAUCACGGGGUCGCACCCCGACCCGCUGGCGGCCGCCAUCGCCUGGCAGGACGCCAGCCUCCCGGCCCGCAGGGGGCAGCACGGCGCCGCGCGGCCGCCUCACGUCCGCUCCCUCAGCGACAGCAGAGACAGCGGCUACCUGCACUCCUACGGCGCGGUGAGGAGGCGCACCCAGAGCGUCGGCGUGGGGACGCAGGAGGAAGAGGUGGAUGAUGAAGAUACAGGAGAGGAAGAGGAGGAUGGAGAGGAAGCAGAAGAGACCAGACAGGAGUCAGAAGUCAAACAGUCAGACUCAGGACGCCUCCAUCACCUCCCGUUCUCUCCGGCGUCCCCGGACCCGGACCCGGACCUGGACCUGGACCUGGUUGCGCAGAGCUCCUACUGCGGCCGGGAAACGGCGGCGGCCUCGGCGGCGGUUCGGCGGCGGCUGGCCGGGAUCCUGCGGGCCGCCGACGGCACCAUGCAGCGGCGCCUGGCCAAGGUCAGCACGGAGCUGGCCCGGACCGACACCGAGCUGCUGUGUGAGCGCGCUCACUCGCAGCACCUGGCCCAGGAGCGGCAGCAGGUGGCGGAGCGGGAGCGCUCGCUCAGCCGGCAGGUGGACGUGGCCGUCAUGGUGAUCGCCGCUCUGAGGGAGCAGCUCAACGCCUCCGACAGCGAGCUGGAGCGCCGGGAGAGGGAGGUUCUCACCAUCCAGAGGUUCCUGGAGGCCGCGGCCCGCCAGGAGACCAGCGGGAAAGUCCGGAUCCAGCGCUUCAUCGAGAACCUGCUGGGCCGGAUCGCCCUGGCGGAGAGGCUGGUGGAGUAUUACCAGGUGAACGGCGGGCCGGCGCAGGGCGAGCGCCACAAGCAGCAGACUGAUGACGGCCGACACAGAAUCUCUAAAAGCAGGUCCGCCGGGGAUCAGCUGUUCUCUGGUCUCCAUGACAACAGGACUCAGUUGUCCUGCCGGUUCGGCGGCGGGCCCCCGGGCUCCGAAGCGGGUCCGGACCGGGACCGCGAGCGCCAGGAGCGCCUGGCCCAGUCCUCCAGGCUGUUCUGCCGACCGGAGCACAGAGAUGACAUCUGGAACCAGCAGCGGCGCCGGUCCACCGGGUACGAGGCCUAGAACUGUAGAGACGGCCCAGACAGACGGGCCUGAACAGAACCUCAGCAGAACCAGCUUCCCUCGGUUCCUGUAGGCGCUGAAUCGAGUUCUGCUGGUACAUUUUAGUUCUGGAUGUUUGUCUGCUGAGGUGAAGUGGACCAGAAAACAACCCGGUUCUGAUCGUAAUCAGAACCAACAGAAGUACCAACCGGACCAGGCUAAAUGUACCAGCUGUGUUCUGUUCUGGAUCAAACCUCUGCAGGGCGGUUCUGGUUCUUCAUACAUCAGCACAAAACAGAACCAGAGUAUUUAUCAAUCUGAAACUCUCCCCUUCCUCGGGUCGAACCUUCUCAUUCUGACCCGGUUCUGCAGAACCUCCAGGAGUUCUGCAUGCAGGCAGCAGAACUUCCUGGUGGAUUUCUCUGGGCUCUGUUGCUUUUUCUGUCUGGUUUUCCAGACAGCGGAUCCGGAUUCAACAGUUUUCCUCUGAUCCGGGUUCUGAUCCGGGUUCUGAUCCAGGUUCUUCUGGACCUUAAAGAUGUGAAUCAACAUCCUGAGGAAAUAUUUUCUGUUUAACAAUAGAUGUCAGCAGUGGUGGGCUCGUCUCCGCUAAUGUGCUAAUGCGCUAAUAGCACAGCUAAUUUUUCAUUUAGUUUAAACGUUAGCGUAGCUUAGGUUGAAUUCUCCACGUAAAUUCAAAUUUACUCGGCUGUUUAUAAACUUUCAGUUGGAUAAAAUUCAACAUCUGUCUUCAAGUUUUGGUCAUCGACUGUUAACAAUUCUUCAAUGUUCAGAUGUUUAUAUGCCAUUAUUUUGAAGGGGUGGGAACUGUUUCCUCUCCAUACCUUUUCUCUUUUUCUCUUAAUUAAGAAACGUAAAAAACAAACAAACAUGUUUUCCUUGCAACACAUGGUUGAUAUUAGCAUGUUAGCUUCCACUAAGACCAUGUUGGUUUAGCAUUUUAGCAUCAGUUUCAGCAAAAUGCCAUGUGGAUAGAGCGCUUUAGCUUUGGCUUUAGCUUUAGCUUCUGCUAAAGACCAUGUUGUUGUAUCGUUAUCAGAACUAAUGAUUAUGAUUAUUGCUUUGUUGUUAGGGUAGCUAACGUUUAGCUAGCGGCGUCCAUCACUGGAUGCCAGAACCAUUACAGAACCUGUAAUGGUUCUGGGUUUCCAGAACCAUUACAUGUUCUGGAAACCCAGAAAUUCACCUUAGAAAUCCUUAGAAGGUUCUGGAAGAACCUAAAGAAAACCAGGUCCAAUUUAUCAGAGCAGAGAAAUGAGUUCUGUUGGACCCGGUCGGGUUUAGAGGUUCUAAGCCUGAACCCGUCUGUUAAAUGGACCAGGAACCAGCUGGGCAGAGUUUCUGGAGAUGUUCCAUGACCCGGUUCUGGAGAUGUUCCAUGACCCGUAUGGACCGAGUUAUUCGACCCGAUUAGAGAUCAGGUUCUGGAGCUGCAGCAGCAGGUUUCUCUCCUUCCGCUCUGGUUUGGGUCAGGAAGCACCGCCUGGUACCGGGUCUGGGUCACAUGAACUAACUGUUGGUCCGAAGCCCGGUUCAGUUCGGUUCUGGAUUAAACCCAGAAGUGUUUCUAAGACCUUCAUGGAGCCCAGAACCUAACGGUACCAGAACAAAGCAGAACCUGAAGGAUGCCGGACCUUCUGAAUGUUAUCUGGGUCUGAACCGGGCUCAGAACCAGAACCAGGUCGCCUGCAGUGUUUCCGCCCUGAUCCGAUGAGUCUGUUCCUCCCAGAGUUCUACCAGCACCGACCCGUGGUUCCGCUGACCCGGUCCUCAUCACAGCGUCGGUGUUCAGCUGGUUCUGAUGGUCCGAUCGUAACCACCGCUUGAAGAAUGGGUUUAAAUGAUCUAGAACCCAACAGAACCGGAAGAGAAGGUUUGUGUUCUUAACCAGCCGAUCCUGAAGUUCCAGAUGUUUCUUUCAUUCAGGUUCUGGUUCUGGUUCUGAUUUAUUAAAUGUUCUGUAAAUAAAAUACAGCUGGAAGACGGACAAAAACACUAAAACACUAAAACACUAAAUCACUAAAUCCUACCAAGUUCCCAACUCUCACCUCCUGUUCCAGUCGGGUCAGGAGGUUGACGGGUCACAUGACGGGUCACAUGACGGGUCACCUGACAGGUCACCUGACGGGUCACAUGUCCAUCACAGGGUGACACAGAGACACUGAGGGAGAAUUUAAAGAACCCAGUUAACCUGACGUGUUUCUGGGCUGGGAGGAACCCGGAGAACCAGAGAGAACCCAGCAUGGAGACUCCAUGCAGAAAGACCCGGGCCGGGAAUCGAACCCGGGACCUUCAAAGCAACAGUACUCCCCACUGCACCACUGUGCAGUCCCUCCCCCCCCACAUAUCUUAAUGCAUUGAAAAAAGACAAAACUUGUUAGGAGGGAAAAUGUCUGGUUCCAGGUGAAAUAAUCGGCCACCAGUCGUUUUUCACUUGUUAGUUUUGUUUUAUUUCAAAUCUACGGAUUUAUUUGCACUAGAAACUAUAAACUGAAAUACUUGGUCAGAUUUAGUGUUUUUGCAGUGUGAAAUAAUGUUGAGUAAAUUUUCACCAACAAACUGAAAUUUCCAGAUUAAUUUAAAUAAUUCUUGGAUUUUUACUGUUUUGGUAAAUUUAUAAAUUUGCAAGAAAAAAAGAUUAAAAAGAGCAUACAUAUUUAUAAACUAGAACAAUCUAGUUUAUAAGGAUUAUUUAUGAAUGAUUUUUAAUGGCUGUUGUUUUAGGAAGGUGAGGAUUUCCUAAUCUGAAGUCAGAUGUUUCUGCCUUGUAAUCCGUUUAAAUUUGACAUUUUCUCCUUCAUUUACAACUUUUUUGCACCAGUUUUUAUUUCUUGUAAAUAUGUGAAGCUAAUUUAUACAUUUCAGAUUUUUUGGUGUAAAUUUUCUUCAGUCUAAAAUCGCCGUGAUGCUCGUCCUGAAGGCGUUCAGUGGUCGCCAUGGUAACCCCUGACCUCUGACCUGUCCUGUCAUGGAGGUUUUAGUUUCUCUAGAAAGCUGUUGAAUGUUUGGUGGAAGGCAGAAACCCGUCGUGUCCAGCCUCCGUGGUAAAGCAUGCUGUAUAUCCUGCUGUGUUUUCUAGCAGAGGAACUUUAUUUUGGCGGUCUGAGCAGGAAGUUGCACUUUGCUGGUUGUUUUCACACCAGGAGUUGAAUGUAGCGACAAUCAGCUCCGUUUGGGACGGCAGGAGCCCAAACGGGUCGCUGACUGGUUCUGUUCAGAGAGGCCGCUGGGUUUCCAUGUUGUGUUCGUGUCGUGUGUUCUUCCCUCGGCCCGGUUCGGUCCGUUUGGACCCGGCUGGGAGGAGUAAUCUCUAGUUUGGUGCCUUCGCUCCAGAACUCUGUAGUCUGUGAAACACUGUGAGGAGCUGCAGUCUCUGUCCUGUCAUGAUGUUCGAUGGAUUAAAGAACAAACAUGAGACCAAACUCACUGCCCGGUUCUGAGUCAUUCGGGUUUCUGCGGGUUCUAGAAGGUUCUGGUGAGUUGAGGUGAACAUGUUGGUCUAAAUAUGU